CCCCCCCCCCCCCCCCCCCCCCUCUCCCUCUCUCUCUCUCUCUCUCUCUCUCCCUUUUAAAAUUUGAGGUUGAGACUGGUUCAUAUAUAUACAGAGAGAGAAGGGAAGGCGGAAAAAGAAAACCCAAAUAAAUAAAAAAAUGACUACAAACACAAACGGUGUCAUAGAGGAAGCAAACGUUCCAUUGCUGCAAGACUUAGCUUCAACAGUUCCAUUGAAAGAAGAAGAAGAAGGAGUUCUUGUUAAAAGGGUUUGGAUUGAAUCAAAGAAGCUAUGGCACAUAGUUGGUCCUGCAAUCUUCAGCCGCCUUGCUUCUUUCUCCAUGUUCGUCAUCACCCAAGCCUUUGCUGGCCAUAUGGGUGACCUUGAACUCGCUGCAAUCUCCAUAGCUACCAAUGUCAUCGUUUCCUUCGAUUUUGGUCUCUUGCUGGGUAUGGCAAGCGCUUUGGAAACUCUAUGUGGGCAAGCAUACGGAGCCAAGCAGUAUUACAUGAUGGGUGUAUACCUGCAACGUUCAUGGAUUGUUCUGUUCAUCUGCUGCAUUCUGCUUUUGCCUCUGUAUCUCUUUGCCUCUCCAAUACUAAAGCUUUUGGGUCAGCCUCAUGAUGUGGCAGAGCUAUCCGGAGUGGCUUCCCUGUGUUUUUUACCUGUCCACUUCAGCUUUGCGUUUCAGUUCCCUCUGCAGAGAUUCUUGCAGAGCCAGCUGAAGAACAAUGUGAUAGCUGUGGUGUCUUUUGCAGCUCUGGUUGUCCAUGUGAUUGUCAGUUGGUUGUUUGUGUAUAAAUUUCAGCUUGGAGUUAUUGGAACUGCACUAACUCUCAGUGUCUCUUGGUGGGUGUUGGUGCUCGGUCUUCUGGUUUACACCCUGUUUGGUGGGUGUCCAUUGACUUGGUCUGGUUUCUCCAUUGAAGCAUUUUCAGGCCUUUGGGAGUUUACGAAACUUUCUGCUUCUUCCGGGGUUAUGCUCUGCUUGGAAAACUGGUAUUAUAGAAUACUGAUAGUGCUGACAGGAAAUCUAAGCAAUGCCGAGAUUGCGGUGGAUGCGUUAUCAAUAUGCAUGUCAAUUAACGGUUGGGAAAUGAUGAUUCCUUUCGGAUUUUUUGCUGCUACAGGAGUGAGGGUGGCAAAUGAGCUUGGAGCAGGGAAUGGAAAAGGAGCCAAGUUUGCCACAAUAGUAUCAGUGACGACGUCCAUAAUUAUUGGUAUCUUCUUCUGGUUUUUAAUACUGAUAUUCCACAAUGAGAUUGCCUUAAUAUUUUCUACGAGUAAACCUGUCCUGCAAGAGGUGAAUAAACUUUCCAUCCUCUUAGCUGUCACAAUUCUGCUCAAUAGCGUUCAGCCUAUUCUCUCUGGAGUGGCUGUGGGAUCUGGAUGGCAAUCCUAUGUUGCUUAUAUAAAUAUAGGUUGCUAUUAUCUGAUUGGAGUACCAAUUGGAUAUUUUAUGGGAUGGAUUUUCAAUCAAGGAGUCAUGGGAAUUUGGGCUGGCAUGAUUGGGGGGACAGCAAUUCAGACCUUGGUAUUAAUAUUCAUUACCGUUCGAUGCGAUUGGGAUAAAGAGGCCGAGAAAGCAAGUGCACAUUUAUUGAAGUGGGGAGAAAAAAAGCAACUACAUUGAAAUAAAUAUACCGAUUCUGGGUUCCCAUAUAUAUGUAUAUACAACAUUAACAAAAAUGGCAUUUUGUCAGGCUUAAUUAUUUACCAAGUUUUUAUAAUUUGACUAAGAUCGAUUACGAAGAUAUAUUUGUAAUGAACUCUUGUACGACGAUGUACACGGAUUAAGAUAAGUAAUAUUUACACUCCUCUGUAUGAUUUUGUGGCAGAGGAACGACAUGGUCUUUUUCAUGACUGUGACGUACAUCAAUAUCAACAUGGCUAGCUAUUGAUUUUAAAUUUUA
Ziziphus jujuba (common jujube) is the source of this 1895-nucleotide messenger RNA. Its product is annotated as protein DETOXIFICATION 27. The transcript has 8 exons. The record is from RefSeq and is a predicted model, not a curated record. Gene Ontology annotation, molecular function: antiporter activity; xenobiotic transmembrane transporter activity. Gene Ontology annotation, biological process: xenobiotic detoxification by transmembrane export across the plasma membrane. Bases 140 to 1615 code for a protein of 491 amino acids. Gene Ontology annotation, cellular component: membrane. NCBI's taxonomy places the organism in Eukaryota, Viridiplantae, Streptophyta, Magnoliopsida, Rosales, Rhamnaceae.